Molecule: messenger RNA, 1434 nt
Organism: Hyposmocoma kahamanoa
Lineage: Eukaryota; Metazoa; Arthropoda; Insecta; Lepidoptera; Cosmopterigidae
Product: carbonyl reductase [NADPH] 3-like
Exons: 3
Coding region: 37-873 (278 amino acids)
Molecular function (GO): carbonyl reductase (NADPH) activity
Source: RefSeq, a predicted model, not a curated record
GUCGUGCGCGCUUCAUAAAUUGGAAACUUAUAAAACAUGGCUCAAAAAAAAGUAGCAGUUGUUACCGGAGCGAAUAAAGGUAUUGGCUACGCCAUAGUACGAGGACUGUGCAAGCGUUUUGAUGGUAUCGUUUACCUUACUUCACGUAACGAAGUAUUAGGGAGAAAAGCAUUGAUUGCACUACAAUCUGAAGGAUUACCAUCCAACCCCUUGUAUCACCAGCUUGACAUCACUAAACCAGAGAGCAUAAAAAAAUUCCGCGACCAUUUGAAAAAGGAACACGGCGGUUUCGACUUGUUGAUCAAUAACGCCGCUAUAGCAUUUAAAAAUAACGCAAAGGAAUCAGCAGCUGUACAGGCUGAAGAAACUUUGUUUGUGAAUUAUUUUUCUGUUCUAUCUACUUGCGAGAUAUUAUUCCCUAUAUUGAGAGAUGGGGCUAGAGUGGUCAAUAUUUCUAGCUCUGCUGGACAUUUGUCGAAUAUACCAAGUCAAAAAUUGCGGGAUUUAUUCCAAGAUCCAGCUCUGACUAUCCCGCAACUGUCUGAGCUGAUGCAGUGUUACAUAGAGGCAGCUAAGCAAGGGACUCAGAUUCCGGAGUGGGGUAAUUCUUCAUAUGUUGUGUCAAAAGUCGGUUUGACUGCUUUGACUAAAAUUCAGCAGAGAUUGGUUAACGAUAGAAAUAUAAAAGUAAAUGCAGUCCAUCCUGGAUGGGUUGACACCGACAUGUCCUCGCAUCAAGGGCCGCUUACCAUUGACGAAGGAGCUGCAGCUCCCCUGUAUUUGGCGUUGGACGCUCCUGACUCUGUGAGGGGGGAAUAUGUAUGGCAUAAUAAAAAGAUAGUCAGUUGGGAUGGCACGAAACCUCAAGAGUAACUGUAAUGUGUUAAAACUUACGAUUUGAUGUACAGUCUCCUGCAUUAAUACGUACCACGCGGCGAGAUUUCAAUCAAGUAAUCUCUGAACAUUUUGAAUCGUUAUAAUACUCUUACACUUUAAACAUUUGCCAAUGUGGGGUAAUGUUUUAGUCAUUCCUUCAUUCCACCAAAGAAUAACGUUUCUUCCAUUUAAAAUUCAAAAUGUAUCUUUAACGCCAUGGCAAGAACCUAAAAUAGAUUGCUUCUAUAUAAAUAAUAAUUAUGACCAUAUGUCUAUUUUUUUAAUAAUACUAAGUGACAGCACGAAUUUGCCUUACGGAUGAGAGUGGCCGAAUUCAAUCAAUGUUACGAUUGCAAAUGUAAUUUGCUUAUCUAAGAAAUAAGACGCCUACAUUUUAAUUAAGGCGUAAACACAUGCCUGGUCUAACUCAACACGAGUUUAGUAUUAAUUGUCCGAAUAAUGAAAUGGUGGAAAUUUUUCAUAAUAUUUUACAAAAAUACUUGGCAUUUUUCAGAAAAAAUAUUUGAUUAGGAGGGAGCAGAGGAAAAAUUCCUAAUC